ACGUCUCCUGGGCAACCCCUGACUUGUUUUCUCUGUGUCGCGGGGCAAGUUCUAGGGAGCAGGAAAGAAGCAGCACGGACCCGUCAUCAGAGAUAUGGCCCGGCAGCCUCUACCCAAGAAAAUGAGCUGGGUCUGUCUGGUGGGGCUUGUUCCACGACAUUCGCCGGAGGAGGAUGCCCUGCCUUCACACACUCAGCUUCAAAGAAGGAACUUCACCCUAUAAAGCAGAAGACUUGUUUUUUUUUUUUUCCUUUUGCGGUUUCUGGUAGCAAAUGUGUGACCGUCUCUGCUUAUAGACGUCAGGCAAUGAGGAGUGAGUGUGGCUUGGAUCCCUGCUCUCCCCUCCUUCACCCCUUUCCUUCUCUUCUAGUCCUUUCCAGAAAGUUCGCCAGCUGGGAGAAUCAUUUUGACAGUUUCCUGUGCUGUCAGAUAGCUCCAUAGAACUCCGUUUCUGAGAACCAGCCAGAGGCAUGCAGUGACAUUGCGCAACCGCCUCUAAGCGGAGCUUAUCACCCGUGGGGCUCCAAGGCGCGGCUCACACCAGCAGCAUGAAAGGAGCAGGCGGCCCAGACGGAGCGCCCAAGACGCUCCUGGCCCGGGCGCUUUAUGACAACCACCCUGACUGCUCCGACGAGCUGGCUUUCUGCAGAGGAGACAUCCUGACCAUUCUGGAACAGGACGUGCCGGAAAGCGAGGGCUGGUGGACGUGUCUGCUCCACGGGAGGCAAGGCCUGGCCCCUGCCAACCGCCUCCAGAUCCUCGAGGAGGCCCCCGCAGACGGGCCCUGUCCCCCUUUCUUCAGUGGCCUGGAAGAGGCUCCCGGCCGCUCCCAGGAGAACUACGAGGUGCCCAGCCCCCCGACGCCAGGCCCCGUGUAUGAGCAGAUGAAGAGCUGGGUGGAGGGGCCCCCGCCUCCCACGGUCCAGAUCUACGAGUUCCCUGACCCACCCACCUGCGCCAGGAUCGUCUGUGAAAAGACCCUGAGCUUUCCCAAACAGGCCAUCUUCACGAUUCCCAGGGCUGCUCGGACCUCGUUGCCAGCUCUGCCUUGCCAGGUGUACGAUGUACCCGCCCAGAGCCGGUGCCCCCCAGCCUCAAAGGAACCAGGGAAGCAGCAGCUCUAUGACAUACCCCCCAGCUGCCAAAAGGCCACCCUCGGUCCCCUGAGCAGCCAAGCAAAUGGACAGAAUGUUCCUCUGACAUCAGCCACUGCCUUAAGGAGGGGCGGCUGCAACACGCUACCAAACCCUCAGAAAUUGGAAUGGAUCUACGACACGCCGGUGUCUCUGGAAAAGGCUGGUGUUCAAAAGGCAUCACUGGCCAACUCUGGGGAAGAACUAGGGCACCGCGGCCUCCCCAGGUACAUGUCCAGUUUCCACAGCCCUCCCAACAGCAUCGCAAGGUCCCACCCUCCACACUCGCAGAAAAAUGGUCCCAUGCAGAAAAAACUCAGCCUUCCAGAAAUUCCUUCUUACAGCUUCCCGCCGCCCAAGCGCAUGUUCCCUUUGGAUGAAAGUGUCAGCUAUAAGGUCCCUUCGAGCUUUCUGAUCCCCCGAGUGGAACAGCAGAACACCACCCCCAACAUUUAUGACGUCCCCAGAGCAAUGCCAGAUGUCCCCCAGGUGGGGAAAGAGCUGGGAAAAGCCGGCGGGCCGUCAGAGAAUUCCGUGGACCACAGUUCCUCGUGGUUCUGCAGCCGGGCAGCAUCGCUCUCUCCCGAACCCGACAGCAUCUCCGUCUCCAGUUCUGACAGCAGAGCCAGUGUCCUUUCCUCCUGCUCCUCCACGUCCACCGACUCCUCCUCCAGCUCCUUCUCGGAAGAGGCAGCCAAAGAGCUCCCCUUGGACCUGGACUCGGCCAAAGAGACGGUCACGGCUCUGCAGCACAAGGUGGUCAGCUCUGUGUCCAGCCUGAUGCACUUUGUCAGUAGGAAGUGGAGGUUCAGAGACUCUCUGGAGGCCAACAUCAACGCGAUCCGCAGGGCCACUGACCGCAUAGAGGAAUCCUUGAGAGAAUUUCUGGAUUUCGCCCACGGAGUCCGUGGGACCGCGGGCAACCUCACCGACAGUAACCUUCAGACCAAGAUUAGGGAUCAGCUACAGACAAUCGCCAACGCCCACCAAAUCCUGCUAGAAACGAAGGAGCGCCUGGAGAGCUGCGGCUGGUCCCUGGAAGUCCUUGCAACUGACAAAGUCCACAACAGCCCGGACGACCUGGAGAGGUUUGUCCUGGUGGCCCGGAUGGUCCCUGAAGACAUCAAGAGGUUCGCCUCCAUCGUCAUCGCCAACGGCAGGCUCCUUUUCAAGCCGAACUGUGAGAAGGAAGAGCCUGUGCAGUGGACCCCAGAUGCAGAAUUUAAGCUUGCGAAAGGCAUCCAGCUGCCCCGAAGGGAGGGCGAAUCAUACCAGAGGAAGGCUCCUUUUCAGAAACAAAGGGCAAGUGAACAGCCUCCUGAACUAAUAGAGAAAAAUAAAACGAAUGCCUGUGGACAGAAGUUGCCUCACCUAGAAGAGAAAGAAAAACCCAUCUUGGAACAAAGGGUGGAUGAAAAGAAAGACUUAGAAACACAGAAUCCAGGCUCCCUGAUCCCCCGGCCUUUGAGCCAGCAGAAUCCCGAGAAGAGAAUCCACCUCUCGGAACACUGCCGGCUCUACUUUGGGGCGCUGCUGAAAGCCAUCGGCGUGUUGAACGGCAGCCUCAGCAGCAGGCAGCCCCCCGAGACCUUCAUCACGCAGAGCAAGCUGGUCAUCAUGGUGGGGCAGAAGCUGGUGGACACGCUCUGCAAGGAGACCCAGGAGAGGGACUUUCGCAACGAGAUCCUCUGUGGCAGCAGCCACCUCUGCAGCCUGCUCAGGAACCUGGCGCUGGCCACCAAGCACGCCGUGCUGGAGUACCCAAGCCCCGCAGCCCUGGGCCAUCUGCAGGCUGAGGCCAGGAAGCUGGAGCAGCACACGCAGCAAUUCAGAGGGACCUGGGAAUGAGUCUCCGCUCCCCUCCUUCCCCGGGGCAAACCCUCGGCUUCCAAGGCACACCCACAACCUGCAAGGCUGUCCUAUGGGAAAAGCCAGACUGGGGAGGCACCCAGCAGGAGGCAACAGCCAGAACCAGUAUCACCAAGCAGCCAUGCAACCCCAGGACCCUGGCUUCAUCCCACAGAGUCAGGGAAACGAGUCAGGUGUUAAGCAAAGACCUUGCUAAGUUUGUAGCAUACCCUGUAGGGUCGGCAUGUGAAAUGAGGCUAUAGAAACCAGUUUUUAUAUUGCCUAAAGGUGUGCCUGUUUUAUUUUAUUUUAUUUUGUCUUUUUGGGGCGGCAUCCACAGCAUAAGGAGGUUCCAAGGC
Messenger RNA from Phacochoerus africanus (Common warthog), 3340 nucleotides. RefSeq names its product Cas scaffold protein family member 4 (gene CASS4). NCBI's taxonomy places the organism in Eukaryota, Metazoa, Chordata, Mammalia, Artiodactyla, Suidae. The record is from RefSeq and is a predicted model, not a curated record. Gene Ontology annotation, molecular function: protein binding. Gene Ontology annotation, biological process: cell surface receptor protein tyrosine kinase signaling pathway; cell migration. The transcript has 7 exons. Bases 549 to 2981 code for a protein of 810 amino acids. Gene Ontology annotation, cellular component: cytoplasm; plasma membrane.